AUGGCACCGCACCUGACGGAGAAUCAAAUUCAAGACGCGGAAGAAUCAACAAGCGACGAUGGCGGAAGCACCUCGUCGAGUGUUCUGCCAGACUCAAAUAGUAGUGGGGCAAACAGUGCCGCUUCAGAGGUUAAGAAAAGACCAAGGUCGCAAGAUUCCGACGAUGGACCCCCGGUCAAGAGAAUGCUAUAUAACGAUGCCAUGGCGCAAAUGGGAAAUGCGUCCAAAGCCGAGCAAAGUAAGGCAUGGGACCUUAGUAAAUUGCGAUUCGACGAAUUGCGAUAUAUCGCGUCUCUGGCAAAACCUGCCUCGAUUCAGACGAACAAAGCAACUCAUACUGCUAUCGAAGUGCGUGUAAAGAAACCUGUACACUGCGACAUUGAUCUUGGAAAAGUCAGUCUAGUAAAAAGCAAGGACUUUGACUACCCUUCAUUUUGGCAAGAAAAUUUAGAGUAUAUUGAGCUAUGCUCUGAUGCCCUGAAUUUCGCAGUUUGCUGUCGUCUUGUAUAUGGAGAAGCUCCGUUACAGCAAUCGUAG
This is a messenger RNA of Phaeodactylum tricornutum CCAP 1055/1, 537 nucleotides long. RefSeq lists its product with no specific name. The record is from RefSeq and is a predicted model, not a curated record. The transcript has a single exon. Bases 1 to 537 code for a protein of 178 amino acids. Lineage: Eukaryota; Bacillariophyta; Bacillariophyceae; Surirellales; Neidiaceae.